CGCACUCCCCCUCCCAUUAAAGCUCUCUUGUUGUUGUCGUCGUUGUCGCUUCUCACGCACACAUUCACCGCGCAUUGACGCGAUUGACAAAUCUUUAACAUCUUUGAAACAAGAAAAGAGAGACCCUUCGACGCAAAACGUGGGGUUCUUCUCUCCCUCUCUUCCCUUCUUUCCUGCGCCGGAGUAGGGUUUGGCUUCGCCUCUUCUUGUUCUUGUUCCUGUUCUUCGUCGGAUCCGCCGGGAGAACCCCACUUCCGACGACCCGCGACCCAUUUUCGGGAGCCUUUCUGGGUACUGAUUUUUUCGGCGAGUUGGGUCGAUCGGGUUUUAGUGCUUCGACUUUCUUGGGUUGGGUCGUUGGCGAGGGGGAAACGAGAGAGAUUGAAACCCGGUUGAGGUCGCUCCUGCGCGUUUUAGUUUCGCUGUGGUUCAAAAUUUUGCGGUUGGCGUCCAGAUCGGUUCUGCCGCACUUCCAAAGAAGUUGGUUCUGCAGUCCGCUGUCUUUUGGUUGUUUUCAGCCUUUGAGUUUUGUAAUGGCCGGUGAAUUCUCAGUGACCCUUCCCAAUGGCAACUGCAAUGGAACUCCACCUGAUCCACAAAGGACUUAUCAAGUUGUUGUGGCUGCAACUCGAGAUAUGGGCAUUGGCAAGGAUGGAAAACUUCCCUGGAGGCUUCCCUCUGAUCUCAAAUAUUUUAAGAGCAUUACUCGUACAACAAUCGAUCCUGGGAAAAAGAAUGCAGUCAUAAUGGGUAGAAAAACAUGGGAAAGUAUUCCUACCGAGCAUAGGCCUCUACCUGGCCGCCUCAAUGUUGUUCUCACUCGUUCGGGGAGCUUCGAUAUUGCAACUGCGGAGAAUGUCAUCAUAUGUGGAAGCAUGUGUUCUGCCUUGGAUUUAUUGGCUUCAUCUCCUUAUUGUCUAUCAAUUGAGAAAGUUUUUGUCAUUGGCGGUGGCCAGAUAUUUAGGGAAGCUCUCAAUGCUCCCGCAUGUGAUGCCAUCCACAUAACUGAAAUUGAGACACCAGUUGAAUGUGACACUUUUAUGCCCAUGGUUGAUACAUCUGUCUUUCACCCAUGGUACUCGUCUUUUCCCGCUGUUGAAAACAACAUCCGAUAUUGUUUUACUACUUAUGUCCGUGUAAGAUGUUCUGCGUUGGAGUCUCUGCCUCAGACAGAUGCUCUGAUCUUCAAUGGUAAGGCAGAUUCUGUUAAGUUUGAGGCCAAGAAUUUUACCUUUCUGCCCAACAUGAUUUUUGAGAGACAUGAAGAGUACCUGUAUCUGAGAUUAGUCGAAGAUAUACUGUUAAAUGGCACUCCAAAGGAUGACAGGACUGGAACUGGUACCAUAUCAAAGUUUGGAUGUCAGAUGCGGUUUAAUCUGCGCAAAAACUUCCCUCUUUUGACAACUAAGAAAGUAUUUUGGCGUGGAGUUGUUGAAGAACUUUUGUGGUUCAUAAGUGGUUCUACAAAUGCCAAGAUUCUUCAGGAAAAAGGCAUUCAUAUAUGGGAUGGCAAUGCAUCUAGGGACUACCUUGAUAGACUUGGUCUGAAAGAUCGAGAAGAAGGUGACUUGGGACCAGUUUAUGGCUUUCAGUGGCGGCAUUUUGGUGCUAGGUAUAGUAAUAUGCAUGCUGACUAUACUGGUGAAGGAUUUGAUCAGUUGUUGGAUGUUAUUUACAAGAUCAAGAGUAAUCCAGACGAUCGUCGAAUUAUACUCUCUGCUUGGAAUCCUUCUGAUUUAAAAUUGAUGGCACUUCCACCUUGCCACAUGUUUGCGCAGUUCUAUGUUGCAAAUGGGGAAUUAUCGUGUCAAAUGUAUCAGCGCUCUGCUGACAUGGGAUUGGGAGUGCCAUUCAACAUUGCUUCUUAUGCUCUCCUUACAUGCAUGAUUGCUCAUGUUUGUGAUCUUUCUCCUGGUGAUUUUGUCCAUGUUAUUGGGGAUGCUCAUGCAUAUCGUAACCAUGUUAGACCUCUGCAUGAACAACUUCAGAAAGCACCCAAGCCCUUUCCAAUUUUAAAGAUAAACCCAGAGAGGAAGGAUAUAGACUCUUUUGUGGCAGCUGAUAUCAAACUUAUCGGAUAUGACCCUCAUGAUAAACUGGAAAUGAAAAUGGCGGUUUAGAGUUGAAGAUUUGGUGACAUGGAUUGAUGAUGGACUUCCUUGUCAGUUUUAUAUAUAGGAGGUCAUCGAAGAUUACAUGUUUCUGUCCUACACAGGGAAUUCUUGACUGGAUGUACCUAAUGCUUGGCAAUUUAGGAAGCGAUAAUCCUUUAGCCCCCCCAGAAUCAUGGCGGUUCUAAGGUGAUUUAGGAUGUUCAUAUAUCUUGCUAUCUCGUGAAAUUUGGUCUUGGAUGCAUAGCUCUUGCUCCCUGGCAGACAGAUAAACCUUUGAAGUUGUAUGGUUUUCCUGAGACUGUUUAGCAGAUCUGGAAACUGAGUUGCUA
Molecule: messenger RNA, 2443 nt
Organism: Syzygium oleosum
Lineage: Eukaryota; Viridiplantae; Streptophyta; Magnoliopsida; Myrtales; Myrtaceae
Product: bifunctional dihydrofolate reductase-thymidylate synthase-like
Exons: 13
Coding region: 534-2120 (528 amino acids)
Biological process (GO): dTMP biosynthetic process; tetrahydrofolate biosynthetic process; one-carbon metabolic process
Cellular component (GO): mitochondrion; cytosol
Molecular function (GO): dihydrofolate reductase activity; thymidylate synthase activity
Source: RefSeq, a predicted model, not a curated record